CGUAAUCGUAUGUAUAAAUACAACUAGGGCUUUUUAGGGAUGCAGACGGACUUCGGAUUUUGGAAGAAUUCGGCUCCUAGCUCGUACGGUUCUCCACCGUUUAGUCAUGGUGAACGUACCAAAGACAAAAAAGACUUACUGCAAAUCAAAGGAGUGCAAAAAGCACACCUUGCACAAGGUCACCCAGUACAAGAAGGGAAAGGAUAGCUUAGCUGCUCAGGGAAAGCGUCGCUAUGAUCGCAAGCAGUCAGGUUAUGGUGGGCAGACAAAGCCCGUUUUCCACAAGAAGGCAAAAACUACUAAGAAGAUCGUCCUGAGGCUCCAGUGUCAAAGUUGCAAACAUGUUUCCCAGCACCCAAUCAAGAGAUGCAAGCAUUUCGAAAUCGGUGGAGACAAGAAGGGCAAAGGAACCUCUCUUUUCUAAGUGUUUUAAUUUCCAUGUCAAACCAUUGUUGGUUUAAACCAAAUACUAGGUGAGGUCUUUUACCAUCAGGUGUAACUCACUUGUCCCUUUGCUUUUAAUUAUAUCAAUGGUUUUAUUUAUUUA
Molecule: messenger RNA, 547 nt
Organism: Andrographis paniculata
Lineage: Eukaryota; Viridiplantae; Streptophyta; Magnoliopsida; Lamiales; Acanthaceae
Product: 60S ribosomal protein L44
Exons: 4
Coding region: 107-424 (105 amino acids)
Biological process (GO): translation
Cellular component (GO): ribosome; cytosolic large ribosomal subunit
Molecular function (GO): structural constituent of ribosome
Source: RefSeq, a predicted model, not a curated record